AUGCCCUUGAUUGCCUCACUGAAAGAUACACUUGCCCAGGCAAGAUACAAACUGAAGAGACGCCUUGGUAUGGAGGCAGCACACCUCCAUAGACCUAUUGUCGCCUCAGACUUUUUUUCAGCGUCGGAGUCUCAGUCCAUACAACUCAACAAAACCGCAUCUAAUCCUGCAGAUAGACCUGCCCCUGAAUCGGAGCAUAACACAGCCAGCGUAAUUAACACUCCGUCGGAGAACUUGACCCUAGUCGGGUCUCUUCUUGUAGAACUAGAGUCAAGUGUUGAAGCAUGUGGCCCACUCAAGUCAGCGAUCAGCGGACUCAGAGCAUGUGUUGAUAUAUACAAGAGUGCAUGCAAGGAACCUAAAGAAUACGACCAACUGGAGCGCAAGCUCAGAGCCAUACUCGCGGACCUUGCUGUCCACAUCAAACAGCCAAUAGGACUUGAAAUGACUGACUGCGUCAAGCGGAUUCAAAGUGAUAUUGCGGAAGAGGCCAACAAGGUCUCCGUCAAACAGGCUAGUGCGACAGGAAUACGGCUUCUGCAAGCCCUGGAAGGCCCGGAGGGUAUCAACGAAUGCUACCGCCGGAUUGAUAGCCACCUGCAGCGAUUGAUGCUGAACACGAACAUAAGCACCCUCAAGGUUGUCAACGAGCAAUCGAUGACAACCCACGAGCACACAUUGAGCGCACGGCUGGACAGGAUGUGUCCAAGCAUGUCUGCGGUCUACAAGUCAUCCGAGUCAAUCGACGUCCAAAGGAGGGGAUGUACCCCAGGGACUAUAAGACGCCAGAUCGAGCUAUUGCUCGAGUGGGCAAACACGCCCGACACCGGCAGAACCUGCUGGAUGAACGGGAUGGCUGGCACAGGCAAGACAACCAUCGCAUACAGCGUAUGUGUUGAGCUCGAGAAGACCAGCCGACUGGGUGCUAGCUUUUUUUGCUCGCGAACAAUACCAGAGUGUCGAAAGGUCAAGUAUAUCAUUCCCUCGAUCUCAUACCAGAUUGCUCGGUUCUCUGCUCCGUUUCGAUAUGCGCUGGCCAAGGUGCUAGAACUCGACCGUGACGUCCACACUGAAACAUUGAAGGCCCAAUACCAGAAGCUCAUCGUCGACCCGUUGGUGGAAGUGCAGAGGUCUAUGCCGACUGACUUUAUCGUAGUUAUCGAUGCGCUGGACGAAUGCGAUAAUGAGAACAGCGUUGGCCAGAUACUGGACUUGCUUAUUGCAUCAGCUCCUACCCUUCCGGUUCGGUUCCUAAUAUCCAGUCGGCCAGAGAACGAGAUUACGCACAGGAUCACAGGACGAUAUGACGGAGAGGACGAAGCUCGGCUGGUCCUGCAUAACCUACAAGAAGACGCUGUCAAGGAUGAUAUCGAGCUAUAUAUGCGUGAUGAACUCAAGGAUAUUAUACUAACUGAGGCACAGUGGACCGACAUUCUAGAGCGCUGCGGCACCCUGUUCAUCUACGCAUCGACCACCUGUCAUUUUAUCAGGCAGGAGUAUAAAGUAGAUGCGGCCAGUGAAGCAGUGAACACCAUUACCAAUUCACCCUAUAUGCCGAUAGCGGGGGAUAACCCCAUCGACAGCCUAUACCUCACAAUCCUAAAGACUGUAUUCGAGAAAUCAGAUAUGAGCAAAGAGAGCGCGGAGAAAAUGAAACACAUACUCGACACGGUUAUAUGUGCACUCGAGCCGAUAACCCUGGACGCAAUCGCAGAUCUACUCGGACUGAAGAGUGUCAAACAGGUGUAUCGACUGCUGCAGCCGCUGCGGUCAGUACUGAACGUUCCGAGAGAUACUGGUGCAGUCACUACCCUACACGCAUCGUUUCCUGACUUUAUGUUCUCCCCAACCCGAUCUGUUGACUUUUACUGUGACCGAACAACGCGACACGCGAAACUAGUUGAAGCCUGCUUGAGGGCGAUUGAUCAGGCCGAGCCGAAGAUGAAUAUUUGUAGACUGCCAUCAUCUCACUUAUUGGAUAAUGAAGUGGAAGACCUAAAAGCACGAGUCGCUUGGGCUAUCUCACCUGGGCUGGCAUACGCAUGCCGAUACUGGUCGGCGCACCUGGACUGCAGUGAACACAGCCCAAAACUACUGGGCGCGGUCCGUAACUUUUUCGUAACAAAGCUGCUUCUGUGGAUGGAGGUCUCAAACCUAACCAACGCGAUGCAGUAUGGUAUGGGCACAAAGACAAUCGAGUCUGCAGAGAGAUGGUGUGCGAAAAACGGCGCGCCUGAGGCCGUAACGCAGAUAGCCCACGACGCAUGGCAGUUUGUAUCCGUGUUUGCCAACCACCCUGUAUGCCAAAGCACGCCUCACAUAUACAUUUCGAUGCUUCCGUUCUGGCCUCGCUCAAGACCCAUAUCCCUCGCAUACAUGCCAAGGACGUCUGAUUUGGUCCGGCCGACAGGGACGGCAAUCGGCAGGCGACAGUUGGCACUUAUGGCUACCUGGAAGGUGUCGAAUGAAGCAGUGGGGUCGAUCAGUCUGUCAGAUAACGAAAAUCGACUUAUGGCACCUACCGAUGCCGGGAUCGACAUGCUGGAUACGACGACAGGCGAGAGUGUACACAGCCUCACCGACGAGCGCGCGCAGGAUGUAUGGCUGAUCGUCAUGUCACCUGACGAUACUCAGGUGGCCUUUGCUAAGGAUGGGGGUAUCUUAUACCUGUGGGAUACUGGAAGCAAUGGAGCCAUUUCAACGCCGCUUCCAGAAGAUGUUUCAGGUGUCCUGUCGAUCGCAUUCUCCGUCGAUGGGUCUCGCGUCGCAUGUGGCCUGAGGAGUGGGGACGUGUACGUCUACCCACCGCGACAUACAACCCGCAGUCAUAGAAUACUCAGGGGUCAUACGAAUCAGGUCAGGUCGGUCGCAUUUUCUCCCAACGGCUCGCACCUUGCAUCCGGAUCAGCCGACAAGACUAUCCGAGUGUGGAACAUACAAACAGGCGGACAAGCCGUUCGAGUCUUAAAGGGUCAUACCGAUUGGGUGCGCUCAGUGUGCUACAGCACUGAUGGCUUACACCUUGCUUCUGCCUCCGACGAUAGGACUAUUCGGUUAUGGGACCCACGAACAGGGAAAACCGUGCUGGAACCACUCAUAGGUCACUCCUCCGUAGUGCUGUCCAUUACCUUCUCACCCAACGGCAAAUUACUUGCCUCUGGAUCCGCAGAUAGAACUAUUCGAGUAUACGAUGCAGUAACUGGUCGGGUCGCCCUUGGGCCACUCAAAGGACACACAAGAUGGGUCAACGGGGUGAAGUUCUCUCAUGAUGGCACUCGCCUGUUCUCAUGCUCGUCUGACGGGACUGUACGCAUAUGGAAUGUGCAAAAUGUCGAUACCAACGCUGGCCUAAUGGCCACUCCCGGUUCCACCUCUUCUACCUGGUCUAUUCGAUACGCCCAUAGUGGAAAGCGAAUCGUGUCUGGCUCACAGGAUGGAACAAUACAUGUGUGGAACACCGAGACGGGUGAGCUGGUGCUCGGGCCCCUGCGCGGCCACAAAGCGGCGGUUGCGUGCGUUGACUACUCAUCGGACGAUCAAUACAUUGCGUCUGCUUCAUAUGACAGCACGCUGCACAUUUGGGAUGCACACGUCGGCAAGGACAUACACGGACCAAUGCGCGGCCAUAGCAGGACAGUAAAUUGUGUACGAUUCUUACCACACGGCUUGGCGAUCGUCUCAGGGUCGGAUGACGGCACUGUCCGAAUGUGGGACGUCAGCACUGGACAGCAACUGGCGCUGCUUCUCGAAGCACACAGCCGGAUCUUCUCAGUUGCGGUAUCUCCCAACGGGCAACACGUACUUUGCGGCUCAGAAAAUGGCGCGAUACAACUGGUGGACCGACAUGGCGACAGGGCACUGGACAAGACAAUCAACGGCCAUAACGACUGGGUUCGCUCAAUGGAGUUCUCUGACGGAAUGCAUUUUGUGUCAGGGUCGCAUGACCAUUCGGUGCGAAUAUGGGAUGGGCAGACAGGGAGGCAGCUGGUUGUUUGUGGCGAGCGCGACUGGGCCCAUGAUAAUCUGGUGCUCUCUGUAUCGAUCUCCCUGGACGGUCUCUAUGUAGCAUCGAGUUCCGACGAUCGCACUGUGCGUGUGUGGGAUGGGCAGACCGGCAAGUUGACACUCGGUCCUCUGAGAGGACACACUGAUUGGGUGCGAUGUGUCCAGUUCUCUCCCGACGGUUCACAUGUGGCAUCGUGUUCAGAUGACGGCACAAUCCAGUUCUGGGAUGUGUCGGGCUGCAAGGCAGAGUCACUGGAGCAUGGGUCGACGAAUGCAGGUAUGGGUCUUCCUGGUUUGUGUAUCACUGGCUCGAUGGCUGAUAAGGCUUUAAUAGACAUAAAGGGGGCAAUCUCUGAUGGUAGUGGUGAGAAAGCUCUUGAGAGGUGGAUAUUCGAUGAGGAUGGAUGGAUAAUGGAGUCGCAGAAAGGACGAGUAGUAUGGGUGCCAUCUGAGCUACGUGCUUGCCUCCUUUGCCCCCUAGAAGAUCUCAGGAUUGCUGUUGCAGGGUUUCUGAGGUUAGAGCUCGAAGGAUCAAAGGUAGGGCAGGCGUGGGCGGGGUGUUAUCAUCCAUGGAGCAAACGUAUUCAUUAA
This is a messenger RNA of Rhizoctonia solani, 4596 nucleotides long. Its product is annotated as Vegetative incompatibility protein HET-E-1. The coding region runs from base 1 to 4596 and encodes 1531 amino acids. Gene Ontology annotation, molecular function: protein binding. NCBI's taxonomy places the organism in Eukaryota, Fungi, Basidiomycota, Agaricomycetes, Cantharellales, Ceratobasidiaceae. The record is from RefSeq and is a predicted model, not a curated record. The transcript is spliced from 6 exons.